Molecule: messenger RNA, 579 nt
Organism: Haemonchus placei
Lineage: Eukaryota; Metazoa; Nematoda; Chromadorea; Rhabditida; Trichostrongylidae
Source: the annotation of a GenBank genome assembly
AUGAUCAAAGCGAUUUUGGUAAUUAAUAACCAUGGCAAACCACGUCUGCUCAAAUUCUACCAGUAUUACACCGAAGAAAUGCAGCAGCAGAUCGUUCGUGAGACAUUCCAGUUGGUAUCAAAACGUGAUGACAACGUCUGUAACUUUUUGGAAGGAGGCACUUUGAUAGAUGGAAACGAUUAUCGACUAAUCUAUCGUCAUUAUGCUACUUUAUAUUUCAUAUUCUGCGUUGAUUCAUCUGAAAGCGAGCUCGGUAUUCUGGAUCUGAUCCAGGUGUUUGUCGAGACCUUAGAUAGAUGCUUCGAGAAUGUGUGCGAAUUGGAUUUGAUCUUUCACGUUGACAAAGUACACCAUAUUCUUGGCGAAAUCGUGAUGGGUGGUAUGGUGUUGGAAACGAAUAUGAACGAGAUAUUGCUCAGAAUCCAGGAACAGGAGAAAUUACAGAAGGCUGAAGCUGGAAUCGCUGCCGCUCCCGCCAGAGCCGUGUCGGCUGUGAAAAACAUGAACCUACCACAACAGCUCAAAGAUAUCAAAUUGCCCGAUUUGCCAUCACUUUCUAAUUUGAAAAAUGCAUUUUAG